ACACCAAGGAGAGGAACUGUACCAAAUGAGCCUUCUAAUGAAGUAGGUCACCAUCAAGGUCCCAAACAGGUGAUGGUGUUGAAAGUAACAGAACCAUUUACAUAUGACAUGAAAGAAGACAAAAGGAUGUUUCAUGCUACAGUGGCUACUGAGACUGAGUUCUUCAGAGUGAAGGUUUUUGACACAGCUCUAAAGAGCAAGUUCAUCCCAAGAAAGAUCAUUGCAAUAUCAGAUUAUUAUGGGUGCAAUGGGUUUCUGGAGAUAUACAGACCUUCCUGUGUGUCUGAUGUGAACGCUAACCAAAGAAUGGUUAUCUCAAGUACACUGAGGCAAAGAGCCAAUGCAACUCCGAAAAUUUCUUACCUUUUCUCACAAACAAGGGGGACAUUUGUGAAUGGAGAGUUUGCAGUGAUUAAGAAAACUGAGAGGAAUAAAUUCAUUUACUAUGGAAUUGAAGAUGAUACAGGGAAAAUGGAAGUGGUGGUUUAUGGACGACUCACCAAUAUCAACUGUGAACCAGGCAAUAAACUUAGACUUGUCUGCUUUGAAUUGACUUCCACUGAAGAUACAUGGCAGCUGAGGUCUGUAAGACACAGUUACAUGCAGAGGAUCAUGAACAGAAAUCAUAAGUUCCUACAAAUGCCCAGAGAAAAUAGACAACAAGGUGUUGCAAUAAAUCUCCAACCCAAAAAAGCCUGUGCAAAGAACACACCACACCACUCAGUUAUAAUAUUUGUCAUCAAUGCUAGAAGGUGAAGAAAAACCACUCAACACAGAUUCUUUCUGGAACCAUAGUUCAGAAAACCUGGAUGCUAAUGAUACUGUUUACAGAGAUAAGAUUCAACUACGGAAAAUAAGUGUGCAUAUGGCCUGUUGAAAUACCAGCCCUAUAAAAACCAGCUUUUAAUUCUAGGAAAUGGUGCUUUCUUAUAAUCUUUAUGCAUUUUUCUAUUAUCUAAAUUCCAUAUUUUGCCUAUAUAAUUUCUAUAAUUGUUGAUUUGUAAAUUUUUAUAACUAAAACUUUUAAAACACACACACACACACACACACACACACACACACUUUCUGUAAAUCAGUAUGCCUUUGGGAAUAUUUUUUAACCAUUUAACCUUUUGAGAAUUGCUGUAAAAUAAAACCAUCCUCAGAGAAAACUGGAGAAUACAGGCUUCAGAUGUGGUGUUUAAGGAAAAAGCAUGUCAGGAACAAAUAGACUAUGUUUUUUUCUGCCCAUAAAAGUCAAGGUAUUAAUAAGAUGUGGAGAAGGUUGAACUCAGACUUGAGUAUAGUUUCCAAAAUUGAUAUGCUGAGGACAGGAUGAAGUCUUCAUACUCUUUAUGCUGAGUAAUGUGAGUGCAUUAUAGAGUUUAGUUAUUUGGAAAAAAAUCCCCAAAUAAGGUAUUUAGGGUGGGGGAUAUUAUUUUCAAUAGUGAAGAAUCACAUCCUCAGUUCCAGGGUGAAAUAAAAUAACUGGAAACCUUUAAAGCAAAAUGAAAAAGGCUUAUGAUAAAAUAAAUCAAAGGAAUUAAGAAAUUAGUAUUCCCAGAGAGGCCUUUCUAGAGUUUUGCUUACUUCUCUCACUGCUGUGAAAAUUUACUUGAUAAAGCAACUGAAGGAACAAUGAGUUUAUUUUUGCCCAUGGUUUAAUGGUGGAGAAGGCUGAGGUGGCUGGCUGUGUACCUGCAGCAGAAAGCAGAAAGAGGUAAAUUCUAGAGUUAAUAUUUCCCUCCUUCCUUCUUCCCUCCAUCCCUCCCUCCCUCCCUCACUAACUCACUCUCUUUCUUCACUUUCAUCAGUUAAGGACCUGAAGCUAUUCAAUGAUACCACCCACACUUAAGAUGAGUGUUUGCAAAUUCCUUAAUGCAGUCUAGAAACCUCUUCUAGCACAUGCUCAAAGGAUUAAGCCAAGUAACUCCAGAUCCUGUCAGGUUUACAAUCAAUAUUCACAGUCACACAGGGCAAUGAUGUGAAAUGGAGGUAAGCAGCAUAGAUGGGGGUUUUGACAGCAGGAAUAUAGGCAGGAAGAGACAAGAGCUAAGGUUGAGUGCCUCUCUCAUCUUAUAAAUCCAUGUCUUACUCCUCGUUCUAAUGAUACUGGAAAUUUGAGCGUAAUGGGAUGUGUUUUCUUCGUGGUCUCUUCUCAUCUAUGGAUUAAUGUCACUAAAAAGCAUUUGUAGAAGGAACUUCUGUUUGUUUUUUUCUUAUUAUUUGUUGUGCUUUAGCUUUGCUCUUCCAGCAUGUGAGGGUGAAACAGACUAUUGCUUAGCACCUUGACACUCCACUUUUCUUGUUGAAUAACCAUAACUCCCUCUCCAGCUAGAGAUCAUUAUCAACAUCUGCUGUGUACACACAACAGUCUGCAAACAAUAUGCCAGAAACCUAUUGGCAACAUGGGCACCCACAUACAUCAGAUAGAAAAUAUAUAUGUUAUGAACCUUUAAAAUGAUUACUGUCCUUAGAACUACUUUCAUUAAAAUCUUAUGUAUAUUCAAAUAUGUCACAGAACCUUCUUGAUACCAUAAAAGAAGGCUUAAUUCAGUCUAGACUAAUUUGAGUAAAUGUAUAUUUAGACAAACUGUGUCUUUAAAGUGAACUUUUAUGAUGGAUAUCCUGUUUACCACCUCCUUCCUACGUAUACUUGUGUGUACAUAAUCAAAAUAACCUGUUCUGUGGAAAGGGACAUACACGAGGAGUACAUGCCUACCUUAUCUAGCCCAUCAGUUGAAAUAAAGACUCACCUGUGUUACAUCCCUUCAGCAAAACAGCUUCUUGUCUUGAACUCUAUGAAAGAAACUCCAAGCAAAAACUGGAGCCCGUGAAUACCUUUACUUAUGUGGCCCACAAUUGCUCCUCACAAUAUUGCUUUCUGAUCUGUACUGUCAUUUUGCUUUGAAUAAAGUUUCACUGCUUCUAUACAAAUCUGUGUGAGCCUUUACCCCACAUCUUUAAAUAAAAGGGCAAAAUUUUGGAAA
Molecule: messenger RNA, 2969 nt
Organism: Grammomys surdaster
Lineage: Eukaryota; Metazoa; Chordata; Mammalia; Rodentia; Muridae
Product: interferon-activable protein 204-like
Exons: 4
Biological process (GO): cellular response to interferon-beta; activation of innate immune response
Molecular function (GO): double-stranded DNA binding
Source: RefSeq, a predicted model, not a curated record